This is a messenger RNA of Anarrhichthys ocellatus (wolf-eel), 5645 nucleotides long. RefSeq names its product laminin, alpha 3 (gene lama3). Gene Ontology annotation, molecular function: signaling receptor binding. Lineage: Eukaryota; Metazoa; Chordata; Actinopteri; Perciformes; Anarhichadidae. Gene Ontology annotation, biological process: regulation of embryonic development; regulation of cell adhesion; cell adhesion. Bases 525 to 5075 code for a protein of 1516 amino acids. The record is from RefSeq and is a predicted model, not a curated record. The transcript is spliced from 38 exons.
UAUCUUUGCUUUGCAGCGCGGUGUGGUUCUUUUUGCUUUGCUUUGCUCCGGUUUGUGGCUCGACUGAGAAACGCUCAAAGUGUAAACAUGACAGACAAAGUCAGAUCCAUCAGAAGACGCAGAGCACCAAAGGGUUCUUCUGUGAUCCUUCCUCCAGCAACCACGCAGCCGGCGCCAUCACUCGGAAGUGCAGCUCUGGCUCCUACAGAGAGUGGGCCGGACCGAACAGGGGUCAGUGUGUGCCAUGCAGCUGUAAUGGACUCUCCAAUGAGUGUGAUGAGCUAACAGGGAACUGUGAGAACUGUCAGUUUGACACCACCGUGGAUCGCUGUGAACGGUGUAAAGAGGGUUACUAUGGAAGCGCAGCCAACAGGAGCUGCCGUGUCUGUCCGUGCCCCUUCACACGGAACAAUUUUGCCCUGGCCUGUGUGGACGUCGGCUCGGGAGUGGUUGAAUGCUUGUGUAAACGUGGUUACAGUGGAGCCAGAUGUCAGAGAUGUUCAUUCGGUUACUAUGGCAAUCCAAUGGUGCAUGGAGGCAGCUGCAAGCCCUGCAAAUGCAAGGAGGGCUUGAACAUUUGUGAUCCUCUGACUGGAGAGUGCAGCACAUCUGGUAACAGCAGUGUUCACUGCCAUGAAUGCGACAGCUGUCCUGUCGCCUUACUGGUCAACUUGGAGAAGAUGGACGAUGUCCUGGCUCGGCUGAAACAGCAGCUGCAGAAUGUCACUAUUGGUUCUGUUUCCCUCUCCAGACCGAACAACCUGGAGGCUAACGUCUCCGACACCAAGAUUCUGGUUGGGAGACACCUGGAUCCUGAGGUUGAACAGCUGGAAGCAGAUGUGGAUGUUAUCAGAGAUGGCUUUAGUCAACUGACGGAAAAGACACUUAAAACUGAAUCAGAUCUGGAGAAGUUCUUGCAGAAUGUGAAUGGACCAACGUUAAAGGCAGAGGAUCUUCUCUCUGAGGCUGAAGCUCUCCUCACACCAAUACAAGAUUUGAUAAAGCAGCAAACUGAGGUGAAACCCGGAGAGUCGGUCGCUCCCUCUGGAAACGACAAAGCCGGGAUGAUGGAGGAGGCUCAGCGCAUCGUGCAGGAAAUGAGAGUGAGAGGCUGCAGCGCUCAGAGACACAGAGCUGGCAGAGAGCAGGAGGACGCACUCAAAUUGUUGGACAUAAUCAGGAACAACACAGCAGAUCGUGUGGAAACCAACCAGUCUGUGUUUAACCAGACUGCAGACUCUCUGAUGGCCUCGGCCUCUUCUCUAAUGGAGGCGGCUGAGCUGCUGUCAGACGCAGAGGACAGAGUCGACAGGACGCAGGGCCUCAACCUGAAGGGUCAGACUGCUCUACAACACCUGGAGCAUCUUCAAACUCAGCUGGAGAGAGAACAAAGUGCGCUCCUUCCCCUGACGGAAAUGACUGAAGAUCUGCUGAAAAAUAUCACCGACAUCUUUUUAAGGCUUGAGGAAAUUAAAAAGGGAUCUGAGAAUCAUGCGGCUCAGCUGGACGGCGCUAAGACGGAACUCUUUAAGAAGUUAAACAACGUUUUCCAAAUGACGGCAAAGAUGGAAAUCGUAACCAAAGCUGAGGAGCGGAAAGAGGAGCUCAACAGAGCGGCGGCAGAAUUUCAACAAAUGCUUCGUAAUGCCACCAGCAGUACUGACCUGCUCAGCGUGCCGGGUAAAGGAGCUUAUAACAGAAUCUUAAACGGGGUAGAAAAGGCGGCAAUGGCAGCAAAUCAGUCCAGAGAGGAUGCUGAUGAAGCCUUAAAGGAUGUGAAGGAGGGAGGUCUGGUCAACAGGGCCGAAGGAUUCAAAGAUAAUUCAACUCAUUUACGCACAGAAGCCAACGAGACUCAGAGUGACCUUAAAGUUCUGUCCCAUGCGGCGAACGCCUCCAAAGAUCGUGUGAAAGGUCAGAGGGGGAAAGGAGAAACUCUGAGAACGGACAUCUCAGCCGUCAGAGACAACCUCAAAGAGAUCACAGGAGAUGACACGGACGUCCUGAUGGAGUCUGCGAAGACGGCUGCCUCGGCCUCCAACUCCACGGUGGGUAAUAUAACGGAGAGGCUGAGGAAUAUCAGCCGGGACGUGGAGAGAAUGACUCUGACCAACGUCGGUGGGAAUAUAGACGACGUGUUGGUCGACGCAGAGCAGGCAUUGAAGAACUUGAGCACAGCUCUCACUGCAUUGAGAGACAAAAUGACACAAGUUGAGGCUCUGAGUGGGAAGGCGCCUCCUAGUGGCAACACGACGGAAAGCAUCAGGGGAAUCAAGGACUUGAUAGAGGAGACAAGAAACUUUGUUAACAGGAUCUCAGUUGCCACCACUUUCAAUGGAAAAGGGCACGUUGAGCUUCGACCUCCGAGAAACCUCGAAGACGUAAAAGCGUAUACGGCCGUCGAUCUGCUUCUCAAUCGCCAUCCAAACGAUCUCUCCGGAGCCGACUUUAGACGGAGGAGACGCCAGAACAAACGAGGAGACGCCAGCUUCUUUGUUUUCUACCUGGGCAACAAGGAUGCUUCGGGAGACUUCAUUGGGAUGGCUAUCAGAAGCAAUGUGUUGAUUUGUGUCUACAAGUUGGGUGGAGUUGUCCAUGAGGUGAAAACCAGCCGCAUAAAAACAACCUCCAACGUGAACUCCUCAGACUUUGACAGGGUUGUCUUCCAAAGAGUUUACCAAGAUGCUGAAGUUAACAUCACGCAGAACUUCACCUCACAGGCGCCGAUCAGCCUCUCUGCUAAACAUAACCUUCCGGACACGACGACCGGCACCCUCGCACUGGAUCCAGACAGUGUCGUCUUCUACGUGGGCGGCUAUCCGGAGGACUUUACGCCUCCAGUGCAGCUGCAUUACCCCAAGUACAGAGGAGCGAUGAAACUCUCCUCCAUCAACGACAAUCCUGUUUGCCUGUUCAACUACAAGCGAGCCGUCAAUAUGGACGCAAAGCAGCUGCCUGUGAAGAUUCCCCGGUCAGAGGUGUCUGGUUAUUACGAGGGAACAGGUUACCGCAUGGCGUUCGUAAAAGAGCCGCACAGGAAGAAGAGAAGACUGUUCAGGUUUCACACAAAGAGCCGAGAGACAAGCGCUUUGCUGUUCUACAUCGGAAAUGAAGAGUCGUUUUUCUGCGUGUUUGUGGAGAGGGGCUUCCUGGUGCUUCAAGGACAGCAAGCAGGUCGAGAGCUCAGAGUUCAGAGCAAUGAAAGAGUGUCUCUAUUUGGCCAAGACUUUGUGAUCGUUAUUGCAGACCGGUUCAUUUUGCAAUACGGACCAGAGCAGAUCUCCACGGAUCACAAUCCAACAAACUACCCCAGUUACUACAUCGGGGGUCUGCCAGCACCGCUCAGACAGAGACACGACAUCACAGCUCCGCCGCUGAGAGGAUGUGUGGAUCGACUGAUAGCAGACGCUGAGGUCGUCGAGUACAACAGGACGAUCGGUGUCAGCGACGGAUGUCCAGUCUCGCUACUGGGUGUUCGCUCAACGACGUUGUAUUCAGCUCUGACUGUUGAUUCCUGGAGUGAGCAGCCAAUCAGAGUCUCUCUGGGCUUCAGGAGCACAGACCGACAUGGUGCUCUGCUCAGGAGCAGCUCUCAGGGCUCCACAUCUGUCCAGCUGUCCCUGGUUGAUGGUUAUGUAGUAUUCAAGAGUGAUAAUUAUACCUUGAGGUCGGAUAAAAGGUACAGUGAUGGACGCUGGCACUACUUGUCUGCAGUAAACAGGCCAACAGGGUUGGAGCUCAGCAUCGAUAAUGUAAAAGUGAUUCAGGGACAAACGCCUCAUAUCAGGCCAGUGGAUCAACAUUUGCAUGGAGGGAAAUUCAAAGGCUGCAUCGCAAACCUUUACAUAAGGAGGCCUGAGCAGAGCUUCGUACCUGCUGAUCUAAGCUCAUUUUCGGGAGACGUUGUCCUUGGACGAUGCAUUCUCCAUCCGGCACCUGCCACUGAGCUUCUACCAGCACCCGUGUUGAAAAGGACCCACAGACACAAACCUGUUCAGGCUCCGGCAGGAAGCCGUUGUAAACACCGGCGAGCCCAGCGUGAUGAACGCCAGCUCUCUGAGGAGAACAGCUGGCUCAGCUACACCCUGCCACAGCAGGACAUCAACUACAGGCCUCACUUCUCUCUUGACAUCAAGACCAAGUCGUCCAAAGGGCUGAUCCUCCAUGUGUCAGGGAGAGGAGUCCUCCCCCUGCUGGCCGUCUACAUGGCCAACGGCAAGAUCAAGAUGUCCCUCGGGCAAAACAGAAUCAUCCAGCACAAGCAGAAGAGCAACGACGGGAACUGGCACAGAGUUGAGGUCAGUGUGGAGAAGAGCACUUUUCAUAUGCUGGUUGAUGGGAUCCGUGUGGCCGAUGGACAUCUGCCCAACAAUGAGGGAUCAUCUUUAGACCUGCACAACCCUGUUUAUCUGGGAGCUGAUCCCAAAAGCAAAACCAUAAAGGGACACAACAUCCCCAUGAACAGUGUCACUGGUUGCAUACGGAGUUUCAAAAUGAACGAGGAAGUUCUCGGGGAACCUGAGGCGAGCUACAAAACGUUACCGUGCUUCGAUGGGCUCACAGAGAUGGGGACAUACUUUGGCGGCGGUCACAUCGUAUUAGAGAACUACUUCACCUUUGGCUCCCAGUUUGUGUUGGCCUUCGAGCUGCGUCCUCAACACCUGAGAGGUCUUCUCUUCCACGUUCGAGGUCACAAAGCCAGCCUUAGUGUGUUCUUAAUGGAAAGCAAGGUGGGCGUCGAUGUGGAAGUCGGUAGCGUUGCCGUCAGUGUGUCAGUGACUCCUCCCAAAAGCCUCUGUGAUGGAAAGUUUCACCUGGUUACAGUGUCCAAACAACGAGACGACAUCAAACUAGUGGUGGACUCGGUGUCUGAGCAGAAAGCCGUCCGCUUCACCUCAACAACACUGGAUACACUUUACAUCGGAGGAACAACAAAGCAGAACCGAGUCCCCGUGCCCUCCUCGCCGUUUGUGGGCUGCUUACGGAAUGUGAGGCUUAAUGGAGGACCUGUUGCUUUUGAGACGGCAUCCAGGGUGGUCGACCCCGUCAUCAUCGACAGGUGCCCUGCAGAGUAAUACAUGGGUAUUACUCCCACAGACCAUUUGGCAUCAUUACAAAGUCACAUUAUGCAAUCUCGUGAAGACGGAUUAGGGCCAGACGUCCACGUUUCUAUUCGAUGCAAUGGUGCAGUCAUAACAUUUCUUAUGUACUUUGAAAGGAUUCAAACUGUACCUGAGCCUUCUGAAGAACUUUGAGUAAAAAAGCCUUUUGUGUUUGUGUCAACAUAAUAUAAUUACAAUAUAGACAAUGCAUAUGGCAAAAUGAUAAAUAGAAUGUGAACAUAUAAUUUAUUUCACCGGGUUGUUUCAAAAAAAAUUAUGAAGGUAUUUCGACCAGCUCAAACAUUAUGUGACCUUUGACCCCUACGCACUUUGUUUUCUAAGCACCAUGUCAGAGAGACAGCUGAGGAUCCGCUUCACCGCUCAAACACAGGCUCACACACACACACACACACUGGUAUCUAUGCAGCGUUACAACGCGACAAACUCAAAGCUCUUCUAACUGGCAUACGAUUCAAACUGCUGUUCUUCCUUUGAUCAGGAGAUGGGGUGCUUAUCCUAAUGUACCGGCCUGAAUGAAACACG